Fundulus heteroclitus (mummichog) is the source of this 3902-nucleotide messenger RNA. It is a transcript of the gene wdr27, whose product is annotated as WD repeat domain 27. The coding region runs from base 146 to 2569 and encodes 807 amino acids. The record is from RefSeq and is a predicted model, not a curated record. The transcript has 24 exons. Gene Ontology annotation, molecular function: protein binding. NCBI's taxonomy places the organism in Eukaryota, Metazoa, Chordata, Actinopteri, Cyprinodontiformes, Fundulidae.
CUAGCAACGCUCGGCGUUUCUCCUCCUGACUCUGGAAAACCUUUAUCUGACAUAACGUUUUAUUUCAAAAUUGAUUUGACCGGCAAAAACAAAAAACAAAACAAAACUUCCCUGUAACACAGCAAGCGUUAGUGCGAGGCUAAACAUGAUAAACGAAAAGCUGAGUUUGACUUGUGAUUCACUCCUGUCACACCGGCAGCUCGCUUGCUGUCGCUCUCACAGCGGCAUACCUCACCGUGACAAGAAUGUGCUCAUUUACAGCAACAACCAGACGCAACAGAAGCCGCUGCUGCUAACAGGUCACCAUGACGACAUCAGUGCUAUGGCCUUUGGGAAAAGAAGCGACCCUGUAAUCCUCUGUUCUGCAUCUUCUGAUUAUAUCAUCCUCUGGGAUGUCGAGGCAUGUCAGAAAAGAACACAAGAGGGUAAACUUGCUGCUGGAAUGGUGAUUGGGACUUUGCUGGGAAAUGUUGUUCAUCUCUCAUUCUGUUUCUCUGAUGAACGGGUGGCAGCAUGCUCAGGAACAACUUUAUAUGUUCUCAGUUCAAAGAAACAGGAAGUGAUUUGCACAUUAAAGGGCCACCUCGGACCUUUAACAUCUGCCGAGUUCUGUCCCUGGAACCCUAAUGUUCUUGUCAGCACCUCAGAGGAUCGCACUUUUAAGGUUUGGGAUUUAAAAACUGGAGCUGUUUUCUACCAAUCCUUUGUGCUGUCAGGGUCUCCUCUGCUCAGUGUCUUGUUAUUGGAGAAGGAACAGCAUCUUAUCACCGGCUCGACUGAUGGACAGGUGUGGUGCUUUUCCUUCGAUGAUGACUACAAAUGCCACCUUGUGAAGAAAAUGGACCUUCAGAAGAUGGAGAAAAGGCACAAAUGGCGCCAGGAGACUCUGAACCAUCAAAUAGGUGUUGCUGAACAAUCAGUUGUUGAUAAAGUGGAGAUCUCAAAGCCCGUCAUCCAAAUGGCUUCAUGUGGCCCAUUUGCAGAAAUCCAUUUUGGCCAAGAAAUAGACAACAGCUGGUUUUGUAUAGGAAGCUCUGAUGGUCUUUAUGUGGUGGAGCUGGCUACCUCCGAACUCCUAACAGUGCUGUAUUUCAAAGAUAACCCCACCCUGAGCAUCUCAAUGGCUGGAUCCUGGUCAAUCUGUCCAGGGUCUGAUAAUUCUAUGGUAGUCCUAGUGAGCGCUCUGUUUAAGCCAUGUGUGGUUUUGCUGGAAUUGUGCUUGAAUGACCCAAGGAGAACGGGAGAAGGCGGUGGAGGCUUUUCUGUCUUUCCAAGUUCUCCUCCACUGCUUGAGUCUCCUCUGAAUGCUGAGUUAAAGAGGAAGGACCCGAGCCAUCCUAAAAAGAAAGCAGGUAUAAAGGAAAAGCCUCUAGUUUUUCACUCGAAAGUAAAGUCCUCUGGAUACACCACCACCCCAAGAAUGACUAUGUUUUCACCACAAACCAGUGCGCAGAAGAAAACAUCCUGUAAAAGGUCCACAAAACAUUUAGGCUUACUCCGGAGCAACUACCCAGAGGACAGUGCAGCACCAGCUGAACCACAUAUCGCUCUUAAAAUUGCCAACAAGCAAGUCUCCUGCCUUCAGUAUUCAGGUGAUGGAAAACAGAUCCUGUGUGGUCUUGGCGACCGGUCGGUGUUAUUGUACAAUUCCUGCCUUACUGGGAGCCCAACUGCCUACGUAGGUCAUGACAAGCCGGUGAGCAGUGUGAACUGGAGCCUCUGCCGACAGUGGUGGCUGAGUGCAGCAGAAGAUCUAUCGCUACGAAUCUGGACGAAUUCUAGCUCUGAGCCUGCCAUUAUCAUGGGUGACACUAUGUUCUCCAAACCCAUUAGAGGUGCUCAGUUUUAUUACCUAGAUAAAUUUAUACUCCUAACAUCUGGACCAUCUGUACACUUGUACCUGUACAAUGUGGACCUCACCCGUGAUGACAUAAAAAGAUAUAAGCAGCGGAGUUUCAUCAAACUGACAAGUUGCCUAACACCAUCAGCCUCGGACAUCACAGCCUUAUCUGCGGUCAAUGAUUUCCUCUCGUACAUUGUCCUGGUGUGUUGUUCAGAUCGGUCCAUUCAAGUUCUGGACAUGAACAAAGGUACAGUUGGUUCUGUGGUGCCUGAUGCUCACAGCAGGGCUAUCCACUGUAUCACACAGAAUAAGGGGUCCACGUUCACCUCACAGGCUUUAGAGUCAUACAACUUAUUCCUCACCAGCGCAGUUACGGACGGUGUGAAAUUGUGGGACCUUCGCACGAUGAGGUGCGUACGCCGCUAUGAGAACCACGUGAAUCGCUGCCACCCAUGCUCCUUGGCCAUCUCACCCUGCGGCCGGUUUAUCGCCUCUGGCUCUGAGGAUAAAUGCGCGUAUGUAUACGAUAUCCGAAGCAGCACCUACCUCCACAAACUCCAGAGACACUCAGACACAGUCCUCACUGUGGCUUUCAAUCCUGCAACACCAGAGCUGUUAACAGGAACCCUGGACGGGAAGCUACGACUGUUUCAGUCCAGCACGGGCUCCCAUUUGUCCCAUGACACCAGCGCUGCUGUGCAUUGCGUUUCUAACGUGACUGCCUAAUUACAACUGGCUGCAGGAAAGGCCAUGCAGCUUUCAUUAAGGCAGCUGAAACCCACAGGCAGGGUUUUUUUUAAGAAAGUAAGAAUUUAUGUGUUUUGUUUCUAUUGCCUUUAGCUUAAUAAAGAUCAAGAGACAUGCAAAGCAUUAGUGCUUUUGUAUGUUUCUCUUUUUGUUUGCUAUGAAUUUAGAAAAUAAGCAAUACAUUGCAGCUUGUUCAUUUUAGCUAAUCUCCCUGUGUUUACUUAUUUCCUUCUGACGGAGAUUCAAAGGAAUGUCAGAGUUCCUCAACAAAUCCUUUGAUUCAGUUAACCACGUUAAUGUGAUGUGUCUGUAUUUGACAACUGUGGCGAAAUUUGCCAAAAAGCAACAUUGUUAUAAGUCCUUCUAAUUUCUUAAACAUUUUGGACGCUUAAGCAUCACAAUAAUUAUUGUUACACACUGUAUGUGGAACAGAUGUAUACUAUCACAGGCGGUGGCCACUUUUUAGCAAAUCAGCACGUAGAGCCAUGACAUCAACUGGGUGCAACCUUUUUGUCUGCCAGAAACACAGAUGCUCCUACUGUUCAUACUGACAAAACGCCCUUCAGUUUCCUUAGCUGCGUAUUAACUUUUUUUUACCUGAAGCAAAUGUAAUGACAGAAAUGUGUAUGUUGCAUAUGUAUUCGGAGUAAAGUAUCACAGAUCUUUAUUAUUGACAAGGUUUAAAUGGAUUCUAAAUAUUUGCAGUCUUCCUAUCAUGCCAUCUUGAUUUGUUGAGUUCCAUUUUAUGCAGAUGAUAUGCCAGUUUGCCAAAGCCAGCUAUCAAAAAGCAAUCUCAAGAAAAUUAGAUUUUCUUUAUUAUAAGCCAGUCAAAAUCCAGAUCCACCUCUAUGAUCAUAAUUUGCCGCUAGACCUCCACAAUAUAUCAAAUUGUAAUUGACAUUGUAAUGUCAGUGUGUGUGCAAUACCGCCAAUGCAAAGGACUACUUGUGCGAAAUAUUAUAUUUCAUUUGAAUUGGAUUCCUCAUCUGCAUAAAGGCUAAAUAAUAUAUUUGGUCAGUAGGAGGGACUCUAACAUCUCUCAAUACCCACAUUGAAUAUAUAUUUUGUAAUGUCUGAGAUGUUGAAUCUCACGUAGAGUGGUCAUUACAGAAAUUUUCCGCAUUAGUAUAACAACUACAUAUUGCUAGUCAAAUGCAAGAGUCCCUACUUUACACACAAACAUAAUUCUCUUCUCUGCUUGGAUACAUCAUGUUGAUGUUCCUUUUUAAAUCAUAUAAUACCUCAUGCUUUUGUUUUCUCCAGAAUAAAAAAAACAACAUCCUUCUACUGGUGUUUUGUAACACCUAAUCAA